Molecule: messenger RNA, 855 nt
Organism: Closterium sp. Yama58-4
Lineage: Eukaryota; Viridiplantae; Streptophyta; Zygnematophyceae; Desmidiales; Closteriaceae
Source: the annotation of a GenBank genome assembly
AUGGGCGCCCUGGCACAAUACGCCCUACUGGAAACUGCUGCCAGUGCACUAAAGCCCUCCUCCCUUACGUUUGAGACUGCUGCUGCUCUCCCCGUCGUUGGCCUCACUGCCCUUCAAGCCGUGAGAGACUGUGCCGGCCUGCCACUCCCUGCAUCCAAACUGAGUGCGGAGCAUAAUGGCAGUAACAGCGCUAUUUCUGGUACCAGCACCAGCAGGAGCGAUGGCAGUGGGUACAGCGCACGAGUGCUGGUGGCGAAUGCAUCAGGGGGAGUGGGGCAUCUGGUAGUGCAGCUGGCAAAGGCAGCAGGGGCACACGUGACUGCCACUGUCGGCGCUCGCAACCUCGCCUUCGCACGGAACGUGCUUGGAGCAGACGAGGUGUUUGACUACAACUCAACUGCAGGGAAACAGCUCUUCCUUUCCCCACCCCUUACCCCUUCGCCGGCUCUCAGCCUCUCUGCUCCUGCUGCUGCACAGGUUGCGUCGUCCUCUGAUCCACCUAUCACUGGGCUGUACGAUGCAGUAUUAGAUUUCUCCCCCAACAGCCUGCCUGUCUCUGCGGUGGACAGGGUUCUGCGUCCCCAAGGGAGGUGGGUGCAUGUGGAGCUUCCGCCCUCUCUGCUCGCUCUGGGACUGUGGCGCCGCCUUGCUUGUCGCCCCAGGAGGCUGUGGCCUGUGAUGAUGGAGAUGCUGGAGAGCAAGGGGGCGGAUCUGGAGGUGCUGGGGAGGAUGGCGGAGGAGGGGAAGGUGAGGGUGGUGGUGGAGAGCAGUGUGGCGUUUGAAGAGGCGAGAGAGGCAUGGCGGAGGAGCAUGGGAGGGCAUGUGACAGGCAAGGUGGUGGUUAGGAUGGAGUGA